Macrobrachium nipponense is the source of this 12922-nucleotide messenger RNA. RefSeq names its product dynein axonemal heavy chain 7-like (gene Dhc36C). Gene Ontology annotation, cellular component: dynein complex. The transcript has 80 exons. Gene Ontology annotation, biological process: microtubule-based movement. Bases 1 to 12864 code for a protein of 4287 amino acids. Gene Ontology annotation, molecular function: calcium ion binding; ATP binding; dynein intermediate chain binding. Lineage: Eukaryota; Metazoa; Arthropoda; Malacostraca; Decapoda; Palaemonidae. The record is from RefSeq and is a predicted model, not a curated record.
AUGGACGUUCGAGUGGCACCUCACGCCCCUCCUGCAAGGAGACCAUCACGGGCGGGCAGAGACUCGGCAGCUACGACAGCUAGCAGCAGCAGCAGCUCCAGCAAGAGUAGACCAGCAACUGCGAGUAGGUCUAGGCCCUCGAGGGCAGCUCCCCCUACUCUGACACUACACCUGAAUGAAGAUGCUGUUGGCUCCCACAGUGGGUAUCAACGUCAAGGACCUUCCUAUGGAGAUGGAAAUGGCUACUCUCGUGGACCUGGGGAAAACGGGGCAGGGAGGGGCAUGGAUGCUGGAUUGAGAGGAGGAGCCAAGAGGGGUCGUUCUCUCCAGAGGAACAGUCUCAGUGAUUCUAGCGAUUCCAGUCGGUUGCUUCCAGCGAGGCCGAGAAUGCCUGCUAUGCGUCUGGCUGGAUACGGAGGACCAGGAGGGCGAGACGAGGAGAAGAUUCGUCACCGUCGCCGUUUACAGGCUCUCUCUCAGCUAGGGCUGAACACAGCAUCUGAUCUCGCCCUUCAUAGGCCUGUCCCGCCUCCUCUGUACGCAAUCAAGGAGACUCCUGGAGGAGCCCUGUUGAAAAACAAUGCUGUAGCCAUGUCCCCAAAUGGCUCAGGUAUUGCCGUUUCCAGCAAUGCAAAUAACGGUUUCUAUAAUGAUAAUGGCACGGCUAAUGGAUCCUUCAAUGGAAUUUCCGGAACUAGUGUAUCUGUGGGUACUCUAAGAAACCAGAGCCUGGGCAGCGAGGAGACAAGAACGGGGGCCAGUGACUCACAGGGCAUCAAGAUUCGGAGGCCAAUCACCAGCAAGGAACUGACCAGGAAGAUCAAGAGGCACCAGGAAGCCAUCAGGAGGCAGAGGAGGAAGAUCAUUGCUGGUGCUGAGAGACCGCCGGCAAGGAAGAAAGCCAGUUACCUGGAAAUGCUGGAAAAUCGCCAGGACUUCCGGAAGACACUGGUCAAGCUGCUGAAGACAGACGAAGCCAAGACAAAGAGUGGUCGGGCUAAGCUCGAACGCAGGUAUCACUACUUCAUCACCAGAGGUCUCUCCAUGCGAACCAGUCCUCUCCAGCAGUCUUGGGUCACCUCGAUUCUCAACUUAGUUCCUAAACAUUUAAGAACUGCUAUGGGUACCUGCCAGAGCCUCCUGCAGCAGCUACAGAGGGACUACGAGCACAACAUGAGGAAGGUUGCGGUGGAUUUUGUCCUCAAUUCGGGAAAGCCCAGACCAAGACCAAUAGCAUCCAGCGUGGAAGAUCCGUCCAGAGUGGCUUUAGAGACCUGGAAUCCAUGCAGGAACGCCGUCAGGAAAAACUUGCAUCUACUCAACCCUUGCAUGCUACAGACGCUGGAACUGUGGUAUCGUGAAUAUAGCGGCCUUCGUGUAGUGGCAGUCCGGGAAGUCAUGAACGGCCAUGGAAGUAUGGAACUUGAGGAGUUCAUGAAUGGAGUCGCAGACCAGCUGGAUCGCACUAACGAGACCCUUUCGAUGUGGUUCACUCAGAUACAGACCAUCUUUUAUAAGGGCUUCCAGAGGGGACAGAUGCCCGGCUUCAGUCAGCCUGGGCGCCUGGCUUCGUUCUGCAACGCAGCAGUCACCAUCAUGACCCACAACCUCCAGUCCCUGUGCCUCCUGUCGGUGUUCAGUGUGACCUCGUCCCUCUGUGGAGCUGAACCCAGUCUGCUUGACCCAGCUUCCAUAGGACUUUGGUCCAAGGUUCCGACAUCAGGUCGACCUCCUGUAGCAGGGGCACGUCCCAUAUCGGCCCGCAAGGAGGGGGGCGAGGAAGCCACUACUGACGAAGGCCUCGGUGAGUCUCUUGUAGUAGAUGCUGGGUCAGAUACCAAUGCCAUCAGAAAAGACGAUGGUGCCGAGGCAGAUGGUGAUGGGGGAGGUGGCGAGGAAGUUGUGGCUCCACCUCCUGGGUCAAGUGGGCACCCCAAGAAGCCAAUGCUUCUGAAGCUGCAUCUGCUCUUGACGGGGAAGAAUGUGGUGUUCAAACCAACAUUCCAGGAAGUGGAGAACUCUCUCAUCUCCUUGUAUAGCAAGAUCAUCAAAUUAAGCAUGUCCAUUCCACGCCUAGAGACAAAGCUAUUUGCCGAGUGGGAGGGCCGGCAGGGAAAUAUAUCGCCUGUCAUCCAAGACUCAGUAGUGAAACGUCUGAGAGAACAGGUCUUGAAGGAGAUCUCAAAUUCGAAUGUGCCUCCCACACACCACGCUACUCAUUACCACAAAUACAAUGAUCUCAUCAGUGGCAAGGCUGAGGAAGAUGUCCAAGAGUUUAUGGCUGGUGACCAUCCCUUCGACGCCUAUGUUCAGAAAUUGGUCGAAUUUACAGAACUUAGAGCAGAUAUUCUCCACUCUUCUGAUCAAGUGGUUGAGUUGGGUCCUUACGAAGUCCAUUGCGAAGCCCUGGUAGCUGCCCUGGUCAAAAGAGUAACGAACCUUCGACGGGAGAUGCUGAUGCAUCUCCAUCACCAGUAUUGCACAACGGCUGAGAAGUUAUGCAGUGAGCUUAAGCUGAUUACUGAGAGAGCUCUGAGCACACCUGGAGAUACCCUGGAGCUCAUGGAACAUAAAGCCUACAUGGAGGACGUCAUGGAAAACCAACUCCAGCUGCUGGAAGAUCGAGUCUGGGAACUGCAUACUCAGCUCCAGUUCCUAGCAGAGAAUAUGUCCCUGAGCUCAGAGGAGUGCAAUGAUGCUGUCCAGCCCCUUGCCUGGUUCAUCCGCCUUCCUGAGGUGUUUCGACUCCACCUUCAGAUCAUCACAGAGAAGAGGGCGGAAUAUGAGGCGAAUCUCAAGGAACGGAGAGAGAAGUUCCAAGAAGAACUGGCUGAAUACGCAGUGCAGCUGGAAGACUUCCAGUCUCUGGGAGAUCACAACGAAAUCCACGAAUAUCUCCGUCGAGCGAAGGCCCUUCAUGCUCGCCUCGAUCAUGCUGCCAAUUAUACCGACCAGAUUAACAAAGAAGAAGAAGCGCUUUCCUGGAAUACAACACAUUACCCUUUGAGAAAGCAGAUAUCGGACCGCCUGGCUCCCUUCUUGAAACUCUAUGAAGUCGGGUGUGAGUGGUCUGACCGCCUGGAAGAAUGGCUUCACUCUCCAGUGGGUACCCACGACCCUGACGUCAUAGCCCAGGAGGUUGCUGCCACCUGGCGGACAGUGUACAAACUCGAAAAAGGCUUGGGAGACAUUCCAGCUGCCAAGAACCUCGUCAUUGCUGUUCGUCAGCGGAUCGAGAGUUUCCGUGAAAACUUGCCUUUGGUCCAGACGCUUGGUAACCCUGGACUGAAGGAGAGACAUUGGGAGAAGAUCUCGGAGGUUGUUGGAUAUCCUCUCAGGGCUGAUGCCACAACGACCCUUCAGAGGCUGAUUGACUCCAACCUCGAAGAUUACCUCACGAAGUUCGAGUCUGUAUCAGAGGCAGCGUCUAAAGAGCAUGUCUUCGAAAGGAACUUGGAGAAGAUGAAGAGCGAAUGGCAAGAGAUGGACUUAGUCUUGAAACCUCACCGAGAGACGGACACCUGGGUGCUGAUUGGCGUAGAAGACAUUCAGUUCCUGCUUGAUGAUCACAUUGUCAAGACUCAGAGUAUGAGAUCUUCGCCAUUCAUCAAACCCAUUGAGCAGGAGGUGGCUGCUUGGGAAACCACACUGGCCCAGCUCCAGGAGGUCUUAGACGAGUGGCUUCGGGUUCAGGCGACCUGGAUGUACCUGGAACCCAUCUUUGGGUCACCAGAUAUCAUGGCUCAGAUGCCUGAGGAAGGACGAAGAUUCAACACAGUGGACAAGACUUGGAAGGACAUCAUGAAGAGCGUCCGACAGAAUACGCGCGUCUUGUCCAUCCUGGAAGUCGACAAAAUUCUGGAAAGGCUUCGGAAGUCGUCUGAGUUGCUGGAACUGAUCCAGAGGGGACUCAAUGAAUACCUGGAAAAGAAACGCCUCUACUUCCCGAGGUUCUUCUUCCUUUCCAACGAAGAGCUCCUGGAGAUUCUCAGUGAGACGAAAGAUCCUAGCAGGGUACAACCGCACCUGAAGAAGUGUUUCGAGGGCGUGAACUCCCUGGACUUUGGCGAAGAUCUCGAAGUAGUCGCCGUCAGGUCAAGUGAGGGUGAAGUCAUCACGCUAACCCAGAUCAUCAGCACAGCUAAGGCUCGAGGGCAGGUAGAAAAAUGGCUUGUGCAAUUAGAGGCCAGUGUUAAAGACAGCAUCAAGAAGGUCGUGAAAUUGUGUAUGGAAGCUUACACCACAAAAGUGAGAGAAGACUGGGCCCUUGAAUGGCCAGGCCAGGCUGUUCUCUGCGUUUCACAGACGUUUUGGACAACAAACGUUUCUCAGUGUAUGAGCGAGAGCCAAGACGCAAUGCAAGACUAUCUGGAGACCUGCAACACCCAGAUCGAGAAGGUCGUAAGCCUUGUUCGAGGUCAGCUCUCCAAGCAGAAUCGCACGACUUUAGGAGCGCUUGUGGUCCUCGACGUGCAUUCUCGCGACGUCCUGAAGGAGGAGCUAAUCAAGAAGAAGGUGCACAGCCUCACUGAUUUUACCUGGCUGUCGCAACUGAGGUAUUAUUGGCAGGACGACAUCUUGAAGGUUCGUAUGAUCAAUUCCGAGCUGAACUAUGGGUACGAGUAUCUGGGCAACACAGGACGUCUGGUCAUCACGUCCCUCACCGACAGGUGUUACCGCACCUUGACUCAAGCUCUCAUGCUGAAUCUGGGAGGGGCUCCCGAAGGACCAGCCGGGACGGGCAAGACGGAGACGACCAAAGAUCUGGCGAAGGCGGUGGCGAAGCAGUGCGUCGUAUUCAACUGCUCUGAUGGCCUCGAUUAUAUCUCCUUGGCUAAGUUCUUCAAGGGCCAGGCUUCCUGCGGUGCCUGGACUUGCUUCGACGAGUUCAACCGGAUAGAAUUAGAGGUGCUGUCUGUCGUGGCUCAGCAGAUUCUCACCCUGCAACGUGGCCUGCAGUCUGGGGCUCCCAAACUCAUCCUUCAAGGGACAGAGGUCAGCCUGGAUCCAACGUGUGCCGUCUUUAUCACGAUGAACCCUGGAUACGCCGGGCGGUCGGAACUCCCUGAUAAUUUGAAGGCACUCUUCAGGUCAGUGGCUAUGAUGGUACCUGACUACGGCCUCAUCGCCGAGAUCUCCCUGUACUCCUUCGGCUUCGUCGCCGCUCGGAGCAUGUCCCGGAAGAUCGUCGCCACCUACAGGCUGUGCUCAGAGCAGCUCUCGGCCCAGCCUCACUACGACUACGGUAUGAGGACCGUGAAGGCGGUCCUGAUCGCAGCUGGAACUCUGAAGCUGAAGUAUCCGGAUAUGGAAGAGGACGUUCUUGUCCUGAGGUCCAUUAGGGACGUAAACUUGCCCAAAUUUUUGGCCCACGAUCUACCACUAUUUCAGGGCAUCAUCUCGGACCUCUUCCCAGGGGUCGUCCUCCCCCAGCCGGACUACACCUUCCUCCACAGGGCGGUGAGGGACGUCUGCGCAGCCGCGGGCCUCCGUGCCAACGACUACUUCAUGGGCAAAAUCCAGCAGGUCUACGAGACCAUGAGAGUCAGGCACGGCUUCAUGCUCAUCGGGAACCCCAUCGGAGGGAAGACCGUGGCUCUGAAGACCCUCUCUCAGGCCCUGGCCAUCAUGAAUGAGAGGGACGAAGGCGAGAACCGCGUGCAGAUGUGUGUGAUCAACCCCAAGGCCAUCACGGUGGGUCAGCUCUACGGGCAGUUCGACCCCACGUCUCACGAGUGGUCUGAUGGCGUUCUGGCUGUCAAUUUCAGAAAGUUCGCCGUGUCGUCCUCACCUGACAGGAAGUGGAUAGUCCUGGAUGGCCCAGUGGACAGCGUCUGGAUAGAGAACAUCAACUCCGUCUUGGACGACAACAAAAAACUCUGCCUCAACUCCGGCGAGGUCAUCUGUCUGUCCAACACCACAAACAUCAUCUUCGAGGUUCACCACCUCGAGAACGCCUCUCCAGCCACCGUCUCCCGCUGCGGCAUGGUCUACAUGGAGCCACUGGCCCUCGGCUGGCGCCCCCUCGUGGAGACCUGGCUAGCCAAGCUACCGAACACCCUCACGCCUCAGCACAAGGGCGUGCUGACCGCCCUCUUCCACCGCUUCGUCCCGCCCCUGCUCUGCUUCGUCAGGAGCAGCCUGCACUGGUUCAAGCUGGAGAGGAGCGAGUCCUACGUGCAGAAGGGCGUCUCGCCCACCACCGACCUCAACCUCGUUCGAAGUCUGAUGAACAUCUUCGACUGCUUCCUCGACGAGUUCACAGAUCCGGCUUAUACGAAGAACAACCCAGAGUCGGAUAUCCGGGCCCAUUUGGAGAGCUUCUUCCUCUUCUCGUGCAUUUGGUCCUUGGGAGGACCCCUGGACGAACCUUCAAGAGCCAAAUUCGACUUGUUAUUGAGGGAACUCUUUGCUGGUCCUCCCUCCCAGGAGUCUACUGAUAAAUAUGCCUUGAGUGAAGUAAUAGAACCGCCCCAUGAGUAUCAGCUGCCCAUACCUGACGAGGACACUGUUUUCCACUAUAAAUUCGUCAAGGAGGGUCGCGGCUUCUGGCAGAAAUGGAGCGAGGACCUGAACAACGCGGGUUCGAUCCCAAGGGACGUGGCUGCCCACCAGAUCCUGGUGCCCACAGUGGGCACUGUGAGGGUAUCGGCCCUUCUUCAACUCCUGGUGUCUCAGGCUAAACCUCUGUUGCUCGUGGGACCCCCUGCUACAGGGAAGUCUGUCUACGUGGCGGAAUUUCUGCACAAUAAGCUCAAGAGAGAAUUGUACAAGCCGAUGUUUGUCAGCUUCUCAGCCCACACGACCACCACACACGUCCAAGAACUAAUUAUGAGUGGCUUGGAUAAGAGGAAGAAAGGCGUCUACGGUCCUCCGGUCGGGAAGAAGUGUGUACUCUACGUGGAUGACCUCAACCUGCCACAGGCAGAUGCCUUUGGCUCUCACCCACCUCUGGAGCUCAUCCGGCAGCUGAUUGACCACGCCACUUGGUACGACAUCCGGAAGGAGGUGGAGCCUAUUCACCUGGAGGAUAUGCAGUUAGUAUCAACCAUGACCCUGAGAGACAGCGGGAGGACCCUCCUGACGCCGCGUCUUCUGAGACACUUCAACGUCGUAGCCGUGAACGACUUCGAUGACGCAACCAUCCACUCAAUCUACUCGAAGAUCCUGUUGUGGCAUCUGGACACCAGAGGCUUCAGCAAGAUGUUCGACCCGUGCAUAGGAGAGAUCGUCAGUGGGACCCUUGAAGUGUACAGGGCAGCAGCUACCAACCUCAGGCCGACCCCGUCUCGGUCGCACUAUAUCUUCAAUCUCAAGGAUUACUUCAGGGUGAUACAGGGAGUGCUGCUCUCAGUCCCUGAAACUAUGGAGGAUCUGCGUUCCAUGAAGAAGAUGUGGGUCCACGAGGUGCUCCGGGUCUUCUACGACCGCCUGGUGGACAGCGGAGACAGAACCUGGCUCCUGGAGAAGGUGGCAACUGCCUGCAGCAAACACCUGAAUGAGAACCUGCACGAACUCCUCGCUGAGUUGGACGAUGACGGCGACGGGGAGGUGUCUGAGAAUGACCUUCGUAACCUCGUCUACUGUGACUUUGCUGACCCCACGAGUGAGAGUCGACAUUACGUCCAGGUUGAAGACCUGGAAGGACUCCGAAGCACUGUCGAGGGUUAUUUAGGAGAAUUCAACAACAUGAGUAAGAAGCCCAUGAGUCUGGUCAUGUUCAAGUUUGCUCUAGAGCACCUCGCCAGGAUCUGCCGAGUACUUCGUCAGCCCAGGGGCCACGCCAUGCUGGUAGGAGUAGGAGGGAGUGGAAGGCACUCCUUAACUCGUCUGGCAGCUCAUAUCACUGAUUAUGAGCUCUAUGAGGUGGAGAUGAGUCGAAGCUACGGCCUAAACGAGUGGAGAGAAGACUUGAAGACGAUCCUGAAGAAGGCCGGGGUAGGGGAGCAGCACAUCGUCUUCCUCUUCAGUGACACUCAGAUCAAGAACGAGAUCUUCCUGGAAGCCAUCAGCAGCAUCCUCAGCAUCGGCGAGAUUCCAGGACUCUUCCCCUCGGACGAGAAACACACCAUCUGCGACAAGAUGAGGAACAUCGACAGACAGAGGGACAAGAGCAAGCAGACUGACGGGAGCACAGCAGCCCUGUGGGCGCUCUUCGUCGAGCGAGUGAGGGAACAGCUGCACGUAGUCCUCGCGAUGUCACCCUGUGGAGAAGCCUUCAGGAACAGGCUGAGGAAGUUCCCUGCUCUCCUCUCCUGUUGCACCAUCGACUGGUUCCAGCCUUGGCCCGAGGACGCCCUUGAAGCUGUGGCCCUCAGGCUCCUUCAGGGGGUAGAGUUGCCCGCGGAGACCCUGAAGGGCUGCGUGUCCCUCUGCCAGUACUUCCACACCUCCACGCAGGACCUCUCUGAAAGGUUUAUCAAGCAUCUUCGUCGGUACAACUACGUCACCCCGACGUCAUACCUUCAGCUUUUGGCUACCUACAUGGUCAUAUUAGAGCGAAGGAGAGGGGAAGUGAAGAAACUGGAAUGUCGGUACACUACAGGUCUGGCGAGACUGGAGGAAGCAGAGACCUCGGUCUUGGCAAUGCAACAGGAACUGCUGAAUCUGCAGCCCAUCCUCCUGCAGAAGACCAGGGAAGUCGAGGACAAGAUGGCAGUGGUAGAGAAGAGGAGAGGGGAAGUGGCCGAAGUCGAGCGAGUGGUGAGGCAGGACGAGGAAGUGGCCAACGAGGCAGCCGAAGCAGCCAACGUCAUCCGGAAGGAGUGCGAGGCUGAGCUGAACCUGGCCCUCCCGCUCCUGGAGGAGGCCACGGAAGCCCUGAACACCAUCAAGCAGGACGACAUCGUCUUCAUCAAGGCUAUGAAGAAUCCUCCGGCGGGCGUCAAGCUCGUCAUGGAGGCCGUCUGCGUCCUCCUGGGAGAAAAACCAGACCGCAUACCGGAUCCUCAAGGUACAGGCAAGAUGGUGGAAGAAUUUUGGUCAGUCAGCAAAAGACUUCUGGGAGACAUCAAAUUUAAGGAAAACCUCCUCAACUUCGACAAGGAGAACAUCAGCCAGAAAGCCAUUCAGACGAUCCGUUCGAAGUAUGUGGACAACGACGAUUUUAAACCCGAGAAGAUUAAAGUGGCCUCAAAGGCUGCGGAAAGCUUAUGUAAGUGGGUCCUAGCUAUGGAGCGAUACGAAGAAGUCGACAGGAAGGUCGCCCCCAAACGUGAGGCCCUUCAGAGGGCCGACCAGCAGUACCAGGGACUCAUGGGAGAGUUGAGGAAGAAGCAGGAAGCCCUGAGAGGAGUCCAGGAAGAGUUGGCCGGACUGCAGGCAGAGCUAGACACCGUGAAGAAGGAAAAACUGGAAUUGGAGCAGACGGUAGAGUUAUGUAGCAUCAAGAAAGACCGAGCUGAACAGCUGCUAGCUGCCCUAGGAGGCGAGAAAACUCGAUGGACUGACAAUGCCCAUCACCUGGCACAGGUCUACAUCUUUCUCACAGGCGACAUGUUGUUAGCUGCUGGGGACAUAGCUUACCUUGGGGCCUUCACACCAGAGUAUCGUGCAGAGCAGACUGCCCGUUGGCUGCAGGAGUGCAGAGACCGUGGGGUGCCCUGUUCUGGAGAGUUUGAGCUGGCUUCGGCCCUUGGUGACCCCCUGACCAUCAGGGACUGGACCUUGAACGGCCUCCCAACAGACCCCUUCAGCAUCGACAAUGGCGUCAUCAUCAGCAACACCACCCGCUGGCCCCUCCUGAUCGACCCUCAGGGUCAGGCCAACAAGUGGAUCCGGAACAUGGAGAAGGACAAUUCGCUCCAGGUGGUCAAACUAUCGGAUCCGGACUUCAUUCGGACACUGGAAAACUGCGUCCAGUUCGGACAGCCGGUGCUUCUAGAGAACGUAGGAGAAGAACUGGACCCGAUUCUAGAACCACUUUUAUUGAAGCAGACUUUCAAACAGAGCGGUUCCACCUGCAUCAAGCUGGGAGAUGCCACAAUCGAGUAUUCGGCAGAAUUCAGAAUGUACCUAACGACGAAGCUGAGCAACCCCAACUACGUCCCGGAAGUGUCUGUCAAGGUCACCCUCGUCAACUUCGCCCUGACGGGCGCCGGCCUCGAGGACCAGCUUCUGGCUCUCGUCGUCGCCCACGAGAAACCGGAGCUGGAGGAGGAGAGGGUCACCCUCAUGCUCCAGACGGCGCAGAAUAAGAAGAACCUGAAGGAGCUGGAGGACCGUAUCCUGUCGACCCUGUCCUCCUCGAAGGGCAGCAUCCUGGAGGAUGAGACGGCCAUCAACAUCCUCAGUGACGCCAACAGGCUCGUUAAGGAGACGCAGGAGAAACAGGCCAUCGCUGAGGAAACGGAGAAGAAGAUCAACGCCACCCGCCUGGGCUACCGCCCAGUGGCCGUGACAGCCUCCAUCUUGUUCUUCACGCUGCGUGACCUGACCUGCCUCGACCCCAUGUACCAGUACUCGCUGUCUUGGUUCGUCAACCUAUUCUCAAACUCCAUCGACAACUCGGAGAAGGCGAGCGAGCUCAACGAUAGGCUUGUGGCUCUGAGCAGUCACUUCACCUUGAGUCUGUACCACAACGUCUGCACUGGGCUCUUUGAGAAGGACAAACUCGUCUUCUCCUUCUUGAUGUGCGUCAACCUCCAGCGAUCCGAGAACCAGGUGGAGGACUCCGAGUGGCUCUUCCUCCUCACGGGCGGCGUGGCUCUCGCAACGGAUCCACAGCCUAAUCCUGCCUCUGAAUGGCUUCCAGAGACGUCCUGGCAGCAGUUCCAGUGGCUCUCCUGUUUAGGGUCCUUGAAGCAUCUCGUCGACGACUGCAAGGCUCACUUAGCUGACUGGCGGAGGGUGUUCGAGUCUGAGUCCCCGCAGAAGGAGACCAUUCCCUGUGACCCAGAGAAGCCCUUGUCCAGGAUGCAGCUGCUCUGUGUCCUUCGGUGCCUCCGUCCGGAUAAGGUCGUGGCUGCCAUCCAGGAUUACGUUGCGGAUCUGUUAGGCAAGGCUUACAUAGAAGCCCCACCAUUCGACCUGGCCCGCACCUACGUGGAUUCCAACUGCUGUCUUCCUCUGAUCUUCCUCCUGACGCCUGGAGCCGAUCCGACUAACCUCCUCCUAAAGUUUGCCGAGGACCAGGGCAUGGGCGGAGACCGCCUGCAGAGCGUGUCCCUGGGUCAAGGGCAGGGCCCUGUGGCGAGACGCCUCAUCGAGGAAGGAAUGCGCAUAGGAACGUGGGUCCUUCUGCAGAACUGCCAUCUUGCCAAGUCCUUCAUGCCGCAGCUGGAGAAGCUCUGCGAAGACCUCAACCCGGAAACGACCCACGCCGACUUCAGGCUGUGGUUGACCAGCUACCCUGCCGCCCAUUUCCCCGUCAGCGUCCUGCAAUCGAGCAUCAAGAUGGUCACUGAGCCUCCCAAGGGCCUCAGGGCGAACCUGAAGAGGCUGUACUUAUCGGACCCGCUGUCCGAGCCUGAUUUCCUGAUGGGCACCGGAUCCUCCAUGAAGUUCCGCAGGAUGGUCUACUCCCUCUGCUUCUUCCACGCCGUCGUCCAGGAACGCCGUCUCUUCGGACCCCUGGGAUGGAACGUCCCUUACUCGUUCUCCGACACGGAUCUCAGGAUCUCGGCUAAACAGCUGCGCAAUCUGCUUGCGUCGUACGAGGAGAUCCCCUGGGAAGCCCUCCACUACCUGACGGCCGAGUGCAACUACGGCGGGAAGGUCACGGACGAGAGGGACCGCAGGACGCUAAGUACCAUCCUGCGGAAGUUUUACAAUCCUGGGGUCGUGGAGGGAGAUUCCUACAGCUUCGACCAGCAGGGAGUCUACACGACGCCCCUAGACGGAGAGGACAUGGACCACUACCUGACCCACAUUUCGGAACUGCCCCGAGACGCCCCGCCCCACGUCUUCGGCAUGAAUAGCAACGCCAGCAUCAACAAGGACCAGGCGGAGACAAACAAGCUCUUCGCCGCUGUCCUCCUGACGCAGUCGACCUCUCUCUCCUCGGGAGGUGACGGAGGGAGCGAGGGAGACACCGUAGGGCGUACCUGCGAGGACAUCCUGAACCGCAUCCCUCCUCCCUUCCACGUGGACGCCGCCCUGGCCAAGUACCCCACCAGGAGGGAGCAGUCGUUCAACACAGUGUUGGUGCAGGAGAUGUGCCGUUACAACACCCUCAUAGCCACCAUCACUUCUACUCUGCAUGCCGUGCUCAGAGCGCUGGAAGGAUCCGAGAGCCUCUCGGAGGAGGUCGAGGAGGUGCUGGUUGGCGUCCGAACCGGCAGAGUGCCCACGAUGUGGCGCUGCAAGUCCUACCCGACGCUGAAGGGAUUGGGUUCCUAUAUCACAGACUUAGUGCAGCGGCUUCAGUUCCUACAGAAUUGGUUCGAGAACGGCACCCCUCGUGUAUUUUGGAUCAGCGGGUUCUUUUUCACACAAUCUUUCCUGACGGCUGUUCUGCAGAACCACGCCAGGGCCUACACGCAUGCAAUCGAUCUCCUGGCCUUUCAUUUUCAGGUUUGUGACGUAGACGACGACAGCCCCGAACCGGAAGUGGGCACCUACAUCCGGGGUCUCUUUCUGGAGGGCGCCCGCUGGGACCCGGAGAUGUGUCGCUUGGACGAAGCGCUGCCCAGGAGAUUGCACGAGAAUAUGCCCCCGAUCUGGCUGAAGCCGAUGGUACGGGAGGAGAUACCCCCGGAACCAACUUACUCGUGCCCCGUCUACAAGACCAGCGAGAGGAGGGGCAACCUGACCACGACAGGGCACUGCACCAACUUCGUCAUCUCCGUCAGCAUACCCACUCACCUGCCGCAGGAUCACUGGAUCCUCAGGGGCGUUGCCCUGCUCUGUUCGCUCUCAGAUUAGGACGUCUUGUCAGGAAUGCUUCUUGGGAAUUGCUCUUGUAUUUGGGUGAUUAUAUUGU